UGAGUUGCACCGGUUCCACUUACACCACCCGCCCCGCUUGACGUCUGGACAAGCAGUGAACAAAAGAACAACAAUCAAGACGCGCAAGAAGUCGCUGCCAUCAUGAAGAAAUUCCUCGGCCUGAGAGGCAAGCACCUCAACUGGGCUAUCAGCGCCGUCGCCGGCUGUGAUUUCCUGCUCUUUGGUUACGAUCAGGGUGUCAUGGGCGGUAUCUUGACUCUGCCCAUCUUCCUAGCUCAGUUUCCCGAUAUCAACGAUAGCGAGGAUGGAAUUAGUCCGUCCCUGAAGUCCACUCGUUCCACGAACCAGGGUAUUGCCAUCGCCUCGUACAACCUCGGCUGCUUCCUUGGAGCUGUCAUCACCAUCUUCAUUGGAAACCCUCUUGGUCGCAGAAAGAUGAUCUUUCUCGGCACCACCAUCAUGGUAAUUGGUGCCGCUUUGCAGGCAUCCGCUUUCUCUCUGCCCAUGUUUAUCAUCGCGAGGAUCCUUACAGGAGUUGGGAACGGGGGGAACACAAGCACUGUUCCUAUGUGGCAAUCCGAGACAUGUUCAUCACACAAUCGCGGCAAACUGGUCAUGAUAGAAGGGAUGCUCAUAACGGGGGGAAUUGCAAUAUCGUAUUGGCUUGAUUUUGGGCUUGCGUAUGCCCCAGGUUCGGUCUCAUUUCGCUUUCCAUUGGCGUUUCAGAUCGUCUUUUGCCUGACUAUCCUGACCUUCGUAAUGAGCUUGCCCGAGUCCCCUCGAUGGCUCAUUCUCAAGGGAAGAGAAGAAGAGGCUCGCGAGGUCAUUGCUGCUAUUUUCGAUCUCGAUCUGCAUGACAAGCACGUUGAAGACGAGGUUAAGGAAAUCAAAGACACCACAUCCGAGAUGAGCAAGGGUACAUUCUCUGACUUGUUCAAGCGCAACAAGAACCGCAAUUUGCAUCGAACCACUCUUGCAUUCGUGAUUCAGAUGUUUCAGCAGAUUUGUGGAAUCAACCUGAUCACUUACUACGCGGCAAAAAUCUAUAGCGAUCUUGGCAUGUCUCCGACAAUGUCCCGUUUACUUGCGGCUAUCAACGGUACCGAAUACUUCAUCGCAUCGUGGCCUGCUGUGUGGUUGGUAGAACGUGUGGGACGCCGAAAGCUGAUGCUAUUUGGUGCGGCGGGACAGGCCGCUACCAUGGCUACCCUGGCCGGCGUCGGCUCUCAAGAUACCAAGCCCUUCCAGAUUGCUGGAAUUGCUUUGCUUUUUGUCUUUAACACCUUCUUCGCCUUUGGUUGGCUGGGCAUGACCUGGUUGUAUCCUGCCGAAAUUACUCCUCUGAGUACUCGUGCUCCCGCCAACGCUCUAUCAACCUCGUCCAACUGGAUCUUCAACUUCAUGGUUGUCAUGAUCACUCCUGUCGCAUUCACCAAUAUCAAACAUCACACUUAUACUGUGUUUGCAAUCAUCAACGCACUUAUCGUGCCGUGUGUUUGGUUCUUCUUCCCUGAGACAGCAUACCGGUCACUCGAGGAAAUGGAUGUCAUCUUCCAGAAAGUGUCUGGGUGGUCCGCAGCUUUCGAUGUCGUCAAGCAAGCAAAGAUCGAGCCGUAUCGCCACGGCAAGAACGGCGAGCUUCUCAUUGUAAUCGACGAGAUCGACGAAAAGGCCAACGUUGAACACCAAACCGGCAGCUCGAGCAACGACAUUGCGGCCAGUACCCCAGCUAUGUUUAUAUCGACGGAUGAGGAGAACCAGCGCCGCCAGAAGGAAUAA
Messenger RNA from Ilyonectria robusta, 1740 nucleotides. Its product is annotated as sugar transporter family protein. The transcript is spliced from 5 exons. Gene Ontology annotation, molecular function: carbohydrate:proton symporter activity. Lineage: Eukaryota; Fungi; Ascomycota; Sordariomycetes; Hypocreales; Nectriaceae. The record is from RefSeq and is a predicted model, not a curated record. Bases 103 to 1740 code for a protein of 545 amino acids. Gene Ontology annotation, cellular component: membrane. Gene Ontology annotation, biological process: transmembrane transport; carbohydrate transport.